UGCCUGGGUUACCACCGUAAUCUCUACACAAGGGGGUAACGAUGUGGUGUUAGUCAAAGAUGAGCUGGGUCUUGGCAGGCGUUUCUCAUGAGUUUCCAACCAAUCACUCAAGUCUUUAGCCGAUUCCCGGUCUGUAUGCCGUUGGGUGUUGGUGUACAUGUGUGUUCAAGGGUAUAACUCAUGUGAGAAGGGGUCAUCGGUAUGAAGAAGGUGCUCACAAGUCACAUCUCGUCUUCCUGAGCCGGCAGGAGACGCAAGCUCGCGAUACCCGCCUUUCCUUUCCAGUAGCCGUGACCGCGUGAGGCAGGCGGUGGUGCCGCGGGGGACUGACCAUCGUCGUGGAAGGCCGGCGGUCGGUGACGGGGCCGACGGCAGCGGUGUCCACAGACAUGGUGUUGCGAUUAUUACGUCGGCGACUCGGUGUGCUCGGUUUCUCUUCGUCGGCCCAAGCGUGUGGGCGUGAGGGGGCGGCGGCGGCAGCGGCAGCGCGCGGUGAAUGUCGGGCCAACGCGGCGGUUGGUGAUGGACCGAUGGUAUUUGGACUGAGUGGAGCACAACUGAGGGGGGACUCUGGAGGCGUGAGAGCCCGGAUGCAAAGGGGGUAAAGAGAGCAUCGGCACGGCAAUCCAGGGCUAGUCUUCCGUCAUCCACGGAAGUACGGCAAUGUGGCUGGCUUGUUUCGGCGAUAGUUGGGGGGGUUUUUAAUGUUUUUUGUCUAGCGGUGGUAUUGUCGGU
Molecule: messenger RNA, 735 nt
Organism: Colletotrichum godetiae
Lineage: Eukaryota; Fungi; Ascomycota; Sordariomycetes; Glomerellales; Glomerellaceae
Exons: 1
Coding region: 390-605 (71 amino acids)
Source: RefSeq, a predicted model, not a curated record